AUGGACGGCAUUCUUUCAGGCUUAAACAUUACGUGCAAUGAGGCAGCGCUGUCGCUCAUCGAGAUGGCGCGUAGCAACGGACUGCUGUUCAGUAGCAGUGAUUUACCAGCAACAAGCGACCACACCACCGAGCACAGCCAUCAUUAUCACGUCUGCGGCUCGUCCUUUGAUGUGGCGCCGCACUUUGAGGUUCUGAGCGCGAUUGGGCAUGGCACGUAUGGUUUGGUGUGCGCUGCUGUGGACCUGCGCCUUGUUCCAUCCAGCGUCUACUAUAACGAGGCGAUGCGCACCAUUGAGGAGGAAGGCCGCAUUGUUACGCGACGACGUCGUGGCCACGACGCUCCCAUAUACUUUCGUACGCGUGUUGUGCUGGGCGAGACACCGAGUGGUAGUCCAGUGCGCGUUCCGCACUUGUACUCGGAACCGUUUAAGCGCCGUGUGCUAGCCCAUGGGGAGGUGUCACCGUUUGUGGCGAUCAAGAAGGUGGCGAAGGUUUUCGACGAUCUCGUGGACGGGCGCCGUAUCCUGAGAGAGGUGAAGUUGCUGAAGUACCUGCAGGGACAUCCGAACAUUCUGCGGUUGAUGGAAGUUGGGCGGCCUCCCGUCUCUACGGGGGCCCCGUCGUCCGCCACGUUCGAAGACAUCUAUAUUGUGACUGACCUCAUGGACACAGACCUAGCUGCCCUGCUGAAGUCUUCGCAGGAGAUUCAGAUGAAUCAGCUCCGCUUUAUCGCCUAUCAGCUUUUCAAGGCGCUGGUGUACGUGCACAGCAGUGGCGUCAUCCAUCGUGACCUGAAGCCGUGUAAUAUCUUGCUUAACGGCAACUGCGACAUGAAGCUGUGCGACUUUGGUCUCUCUCGUGGCGGUGUUCCUGCUUGGUUGCAUGAAAGCACUCUCAAGGCGGUCGCGGCCGAUGCUGAGUCAAGCAUCGAAGAGCUUGAAGACUGGGGUCGAUUCUGUUGGUCAUCUUCCGCUGCCCGUAGUACAUCAUGCGCUUCUCACGUGGCCAAGCAACCCCCGCUCUACAGCCUCACCGACUAUGUUGUCACGCGUUACUACCGAGCACCCGAACUGCUCGUAAUGGGGCGCUACAACCACGCAAUCGACAUGUGGUCUGCCGGUUGUAUCCUAGCCGAGAUGCUGCUACGCCGCCCUUUGUUUGCCGGUGCAAACUACCUUUCCCAGCUGACGUUGAUUCUGGAGACUCCGGGGCUACGCGACGUGCCGCAGACCCCGGAGCAGGUCGCCACGCUUUUCGAGGGUGGCGAGGAGGGCAAGCACUUUAUCUGCGACAUUCUUUUUCACAACACUGCCGGAAGAUGGGAACCGCGAACACUGCGCAACCAGGUGCAGUCACAGGCCAUGUUCCACACCACCCUCUUUGGCUCCAGCGCUGACAUUCCCGUUAGUCUCGGCAUCUUGAUUGCCAAGCUGCUUUCCUUUGAUCCCAGAAAGCGGCCUACCGCUGUGGAGGCGCUGCGCGAUCCAUUUUUUAGCCCACUCUAUGACGCCAGAGAUGAAAUUGUGCGCUGCACUGCAUCCGACUCGGGCUUUGCACGAGAGGAAAUCGACGACAUCGCUGCCUACAAGAAAACUCACCCAUGCGUUGUGGUGGACGAGAACCCGGUAUUCCCGUGGGAGUUCGACCACCGCAUUACCAAUGCACAGUCAUUGCGCAGCCUCUUCGAGGAGGAGUGUCAGAUCUCGCGUGAUGUGCAGCGGCAGAUUGAACGGCAGCAGCGUCCGCUUUCGGCUCCUACGGCGUGCAGUUUAGUACCGUAA
Molecule: messenger RNA, 1782 nt
Organism: Leishmania braziliensis MHOM/BR/75/M2904
Lineage: Eukaryota; Euglenozoa; Kinetoplastea; Trypanosomatida; Trypanosomatidae
Product: putative mitogen-activated protein kinase 7
Exons: 1
Coding region: 1-1782 (593 amino acids)
Biological process (GO): protein phosphorylation; intracellular signal transduction
Cellular component (GO): cytoplasm; nucleus
Molecular function (GO): MAP kinase activity; ATP binding
Source: RefSeq, a predicted model, not a curated record